Dermatophagoides farinae (American house dust mite) is the source of this 1835-nucleotide messenger RNA. The record is from RefSeq and is a predicted model, not a curated record. Lineage: Eukaryota; Metazoa; Arthropoda; Arachnida; Sarcoptiformes; Pyroglyphidae.
AAAGAACGAUCGAAAAGAUCGUCAAAAUCGGCUACCAAAUUGUCAUCAUCAGAUGUACCGGUUAAUCGUGAAUUACUUGAUGAGUUUGUUUUUCAAAUGUAUUAUAAAUAUGUAAUUGAAGCAAUGGCAACGACAAAUGUUCUUGAUGAUAAUAAUGGUGAUGGAAAAAAAUUACGUCUGGACACAGCAUUAGCUAAAAGUUUGAAAAUUCGUAAAGAUAAAAGUAUUGAAUGUCAACUAUGUAUUGAACCUGUUCGAUUUGAAUCAAUGCUUGAAUUAAAUUUACAUAUGAAUGAUUGUCAUCCACCACCGCCAACAUCGUUACCAUUACCACCGAUAUCAACAACAGCAACAUCAACAACGACUGUUAUUCAAAAUCAACAAUCUACGGUAACGAAAAAUAAAAUCACAAAUCGUCAUUCACGUAAGAAAGGAUCGAAAAAGAAAAUAUCGAAUCAAACAAAUGGCUCAUCAAAUCAUGAUGAUAAUGUCAAUGUUCAGGAUGGUGAUCGCGAUAAAGAUGGUCCAGCCAAUUUGUUUAUUCAAUCUAUGAUUAUCGAACAAGUGAAAAAAAUGGCUGCAAAACAAAAAUCUCGUAAUAAGAAAAAUCAACAAACCGAUGAUAGUGAUGGAAAUCAAAUGAAUGACGUUGAUAAACAAGUGAAUUGUAUGAAAAAAUCCUCCAACGACAAUGAAUGCUCUGCUUAUGAUCAACAACAAAAAUUGCUUGAAACUUGUAUGUUUGAUCCGGAAGAAGGAUCUUUUGUUUUACCUGUUGAAAUUAUUCAACACCUUAUGAAUACGGAUAAUCCAAAUUAUUCAUGGGAACAAUUGGUCGUCGAUAUACAAUCGGGUAAUCUUAAUUUUAAUAAUUCUUUGGAAAAAGUGUUUGAUGAUGAUGGUGAAUGUGUCGAUUUGCCGGAUGAUUUCAUUGAUAAUGAUGAUGAAAAAUUGAAAUUAGAAGAAACGUUACAUCAAACCGAUAAAAUAUCUGGUACGAUUAAUGGUCAUCAUCCGAAUCAAACGGUUCAAAUCGAUUCGAUGGUUAACAUUGAUGAGCAAACAUUAAAACAAUCAAAAAUUCAACGACAACAUCAACGAAAUCAUCGUCGAUUAUUACGAAAAUUUGAACGUAAAAUUUCGCGUCUUUUAACUGAAAAGGGUGAUUGGAAAAAUGAAUCUGUGUGGUUGACGUUAAGAAAUCGUGUUCGUGAUGAUUUCAUUGAAUUGAUUCGAAAAUCGGCAAAUGGAUUUAAUGCCAAUACUAGUACUAUUACUACCACUACCACUUCUUCUGUUGCAACUAAUGAUGAUCCAAUUGUUACAUCCUCAAUUCAACCUUCAUUAUCAUCAUCACGACUGCCAGAGAUUCGAACCGAAUCAAAUAAUGAUGGAAAUCGAAUCUUAUCAUCAUCAUCAUCAUCGUUGAUAUAUAAUGAUCAUCAUAAUGAUAAUCAUCAUGAUCAAUGUCGACGACGACAAGAUUCAUCAACGACAUCAUCAUCACCACCACCACCAUCAUCGCUAGUACCACGACAAACGCAAUCAUCAGCAUCGAAACAAUUGAAAAAUGAUAUGGUCAAAUCAUUUUAUAAUGAAAAUGAUAAUAUACCACAGAUUUUAUGUCGCCGUUGUCAGAAUCGUAAUUCAAAUGCUAUAAUAUGUGAACAUAUUUCUAAAAUGGUACAUCGAAUUUUGAAUAAUCCAGUUUGAAUAUUUUAAAACUAUAUAAAAUAUACAUAUUCGAAUAAUGUAUUUGUAUGCAUGCCUAUAUUAUUAUUAUGAUGAUGAUGAUAAAUAAAAAUUUGGAUUGAAUAAAUUUGUUGUUGCAUUCC